Messenger RNA from Cucumis melo (muskmelon), 619 nucleotides. RefSeq names its product flowering-promoting factor 1-like protein 2. NCBI's taxonomy places the organism in Eukaryota, Viridiplantae, Streptophyta, Magnoliopsida, Cucurbitales, Cucurbitaceae. The record is from RefSeq and is a predicted model, not a curated record. The transcript has a single exon. Bases 201 to 590 code for a protein of 129 amino acids. Gene Ontology annotation, biological process: regulation of flower development; vegetative to reproductive phase transition of meristem.
UCCAAGUCCACCCUCUCCAUUUGGAAUCCAAAUCCCCUCAUCUCCUCUCUCUCUCUCUGUUUUCCUCUCCCUAUAAAUAAACUCCCAAAUCAAAUCCAAACACAAACAAACCCAUUCCAAUCAACAAAUAUAUCCAAACAAACCCAAGAAAAACAAUAUCCAAAUUAUUCAAAAAAAAAACUAACCGUUGGAUUACGAAAAUGUCAGGCGUUUGGGUGUUCCGAUCCAACGGCGUUAUGCGUCUCGUCGAAAACUCUCAAGCCGGCGACGAUUACUCCUCCGACGGUCACCACCAGCAUCACCACCACCACCACCACCACCACGGCGGCGGUGGUGGCGGCGGAAGAAAGAAGGUUCUGGUUCAUCUUCCAUCGGGACAACCGGUUUGUUCCUACGGGUUUCUUCAGAAGAUUCUAGAAGGUUUGGGAUGGGAACGAUAUUACGAAGGAGACCCCGAUUUCUUCCAAUUUCAUAAACGAUCAUCCAUUGAUCUCAUUUCUCUCCCAAUGGAUUUCUCCAAAUUUAAUUCCAUUUAUAUGUACGAUCUCGUCGUCAAAAACCCUAACGUCUUUCACGUUAGAGAACCCUAAGUUUUUAAUUAAUUAAUUUUUUCUUUUCA